AAGGACGCUUGUCGACCUUGAGACCGUUAAGUGUUAAAUAUUUUCUAUUUACUGGCUGCUUCUCGUUCACGUCAAAGUCCCUCAUUAUUGUUGGUUGUACAUAGUACUCAAUGUAAGUGCAUGCUGUGAGUUUUGAGGGUUCAGGGACUCAUCUGCCUCAGAAUUCGGGAUCUUUAUUUUUGCUUGCAUAUUUGUUUUCUGGAUUACUUCCUCGUUUUCGUAUACAUUAGUUCAGAAACACUCCAAAAUAAAACUCGACUUUUCGCUCUUCUGAAGAGAGACAAAGCAUAGAUUAGACAUAAACCUGUUGACGUCUAAAAUAUAUUUGCUAUGAUAUGCGACGAGGCUUUCAUAUCUUCGUCUUUAGAUAACAUGUCAAGCGAAGACGUAGUCAGUUCCUGGCAUACUGACAUACAACCCGCAGUCCAGCAUCACAUCGACCUUAAGUCAAAAUUGUGGUCAAAAGAAAUUCAGUUGGAUGUUUGUGAUAGAUUUAGUCUUUCAACACUUCUUGAUUUUAUGAAUAUGAUUCGAAAUUUGUCGUCUACUCACAUAAAAAAUAAUCCUACAUCAUCUGACUCACCAGUGGACCACACUUACUUGAGUCUCCCUUCCAGUGUUUGUUUGGAUAAAACUUCACUGACAUUGCAUUAUCCUCUCAGUGAUUAUGGCUCUGUACACGAUAUUCUUUGUAAGAAAGGGGGUGGUUUGAACGAAAAACUGGUAUGCGCCAUUAUGGGUCGAGUAGUAUUGUGCCUUGACCAAUUGCAUAAUAGUGGUUUACUUCAUCGAGGUUUAUGUUCGAAACAUCUACUUUUCAAAAAAACGUUAGAUCCCAACUCAAAGUCUCAUAAAUUGAGUGUGGUUCUCUGCGGCUUGGGAAGUAUGGCACAGCUACCACCAUCCUGGAGUACUGUGGCGCGAAACGAUCUGCCCUUCCUUUAUGUUGCAUGGCGUGGUUGGAGGUUGCAUGAAUCGUCAGGCGGUGAAUCAUAUAGCCAUCCAGUAGCAUGGUACAGCCCGGAGUUGUUGGCACAGGAUUUUACUGGAUAUUCGUGGUCUUCAGAUAUAUAUAGUUUAGGUCUUAUUUUGUACGAAAUGUUCACUGGUCAACCACCAUAUACAGGAUGUACUCCUUCUCUUAUAUUCCUGAAGAAAAUGCUCCAGCUAGAUUUCCCUCAACUUCACCAUGAAUCAGUUGGGGGGUUGGUGUGUAUUAUAUUUCGGACACCAUCCGUUUCAACACGGAUUCUAAAUGGAGAAAACUAAUCAUAAACAUUCACAUUCAAUCAAAUCUUCAUAAAUUGGAUACCAAUCAAAUUUAACAGUAGUUGAACCGUUAACACUCAAUGUUUCACUGGGCUUUUUUAUUUACUCACUCCCGAUUGUAAUAGGUACUUCGACGUGAUAAUUUGGACUGCAUAUUGUAAUAACCGAAUCAAAUCAUAGACUGGCUGGAACACUCAGCACCUAUAAGUUCCACUAUGUCACUCAAGUCGGUUGAAGAGCAACAAGAAUAAAAUGGGGUAACGUGAGAGUUAAGAGCAAAUUUUGAUCAACUAAUUUAUUCAGUGUAUAUUACUGAUUAGAUAAAAAAAAAACUAUAAUGAUGAAUGCAGAAAAAGUAUCUAGGUUUUAAUCUAGUCAUUAUUUUCAAUAUGAAUCAUGGUGAGGGAGAUUGGAAAACGCAACAAAUAUAAUUUAGUUAAACUGUAUUUUUGCCGACAACAUGAGAUCAUGGAUCAUACAAAUUGAAAAGAUACCGGGG
Molecule: messenger RNA, 1768 nt
Organism: Schistosoma spindalis
Lineage: Eukaryota; Metazoa; Platyhelminthes; Trematoda; Strigeidida; Schistosomatidae
Source: the annotation of a GenBank genome assembly